Messenger RNA from Drosophila eugracilis, 3592 nucleotides. It is a transcript of the gene Smox, whose product is annotated as mothers against decapentaplegic homolog 3. Gene Ontology annotation, cellular component: heteromeric SMAD protein complex. NCBI's taxonomy places the organism in Eukaryota, Metazoa, Arthropoda, Insecta, Diptera, Drosophilidae. The transcript has 2 exons. The coding region runs from base 324 to 1781 and encodes 485 amino acids. Gene Ontology annotation, molecular function: DNA-binding transcription factor activity, RNA polymerase II-specific; I-SMAD binding; RNA polymerase II cis-regulatory region sequence-specific DNA binding. Gene Ontology annotation, biological process: BMP signaling pathway; SMAD protein signal transduction; transforming growth factor beta receptor signaling pathway. The record is from RefSeq and is a predicted model, not a curated record.
ACCUGGAAGCAGAGUGCGUGCGAGUGAGAGGGUUCCAUUUAUACAUAAAGAGCAGCCAAAGGAGCAUGAGCAGGACAGCAGAGGAGCUCGAGUUGCCGGUACCGUUACAGAUCAAAAAUUCACAAGGGAAGCAGCAGCAAAACCAGGAGCACCGUUCCAGUUUCAAUUUUCCAGGCAAGGUGAUCAAAAAAAUAUUAAAAAAAAAAAUACAAAAAGGCAACAGAAAGCAAGGGGACUAUUCCACUUAAAGGAAAAGCUAGUGAACGCCACCAGUGGAGGAGGAAACCCGGAAAGCCUAGGAAAACUCCCCUUGAUACCCUGAGAUGUUGCCAUUCACCCCGCAGGUGGUUAAGCGAUUGUUAGCACUCAAAAAGGGCAACGAGGAUAACAGCGUCGAGGGCAAGUGGUCGGAGAAGGCCGUCAAGAAUCUGGUCAAGAAGAUAAAGAAGAAUUCGCAGUUGGAGGAGCUAGAGCGGGCAAUCUCUACACAAAAUUGCCAGACGAGGUGCGUGACGGUGCCGCGCAGCAAGCCAGCUCCUGCCGGCGAGCAUCUGCGCAAGGGUCUGCCGCACGUCAUCUACUGUCGCCUGUGGCGCUGGCCGGAUCUUCAGUCCCAGAAUGAACUAAAGCCUCUUGAUCAUUGCGAAUACGCUUUCCAUCUGCGCAAGGAAGAGAUCUGCAUUAAUCCGUACCACUAUAAAAAGAUCGAACUGUCCAUCCUGGUGCCCAAAUCGCUGCCCACGCCGCCCGACUCCAUUGUAGACUAUCCGCUGGACAACCAUACGCACCAGAUACCAAAUAACACCGACUACAAUGCGGCGAUAAUUCGCAGCGCCUCGUUGAGUCCGCCGCAGUAUAUGGAAUUAGGCGGUGCCGGGCCCGUUUCCGUAUCAUCGUCCACCAGUUCGACGCCCGCGACUGCCGCCGGCGGUGGUGGUCCCUCCUCCUCCUCGUCAUCGUCCUCUUCCGCCGCCUCUGCCUAUCAACAGCAACAGCAGCAGCUGUCCUUUGGCCAAAACAUGGACUCGCAGUCGAGUGUGCUCAGUGUGGGCAGCAGCAUUCCCAACACCGGCACCCCGCCUCCCGGUUAUAUGAGCGAGGAUGGUGACCCCAUCGAUCCCAACGACAACAUGAACAUGUCGCGUUUAACGCCGCCCGCCGAUGCAGCGCCGGUAAUGUAUCACGAGCCGGCAUUUUGGUGUUCCAUUUCGUACUAUGAGCUAAAUACUCGAGUCGGCGAGACCUUCCACGCCUCGCAGCCAUCGAUCACGGUGGAUGGCUUUACCGAUCCCUCCAAUUCGGAGCGUUUUUGCCUCGGACUGCUCUCUAAUGUGAAUCGCAACGAGGUCGUGGAGCAGACGCGUCGCCACAUUGGCAAAGGCGUACGGCUAUAUUAUAUUGGCGGUGAGGUAUUCGCCGAAUGCCUGAGUGACUCGUCCAUCUUUGUGCAGAGCCCUAACUGCAACCAGCGAUAUGGUUGGCACCCGGCCACCGUAUGCAAGAUACCACCUGGCUGCAAUUUGAAGAUCUUCAACAACCAGGAGUUCGCCGCCCUGCUGUCGCAGUCCGUGUCACAGGGAUUUGAAGCCGUCUACCAGUUGACACGCAUGUGCACCAUCCGCAUGUCGUUCGUUAAGGGCUGGGGUGCCGAAUAUCGCCGCCAGACGGUCACUUCGACGCCGUGCUGGAUUGAACUCCAUCUGAAUGGGCCGCUCCAGUGGCUGGAUCGUGUCCUUACGCAGAUGGGAUCACCGCGGCUGCCGUGCAGCUCCAUGUCGUAAGCGCAUCAGCCGGUUCCGGUUUUCAAUUUUCCCCUCCCCAGUUAUCCGCAAAGAAAGCGCCGAUUUGGAGCUGGAAAAUACCGAGAAAUCCCUUUAUGGUGCUGACAAGUAACACUAAAGAAUUGAAGAUGAAAGGGUGCUAUUCUGAAGAAUUUUAUUUAUGUUUGUAAAAUCUAGAUGAAAUUGACAUGCGUGCAAUCAAGCAGCUUUUCCGGUUUUCAUUUAAGUUCGAUAAGCACAUACUCAAUGAAAAUUGUAAUACCUUCUUCCUAAAUGAAAACUGUACAAAUUGAAAUCGAAGAAAACCUUGGUAUAUCCAUAAAGAAACUCAUAACUCAUAACCUGUGUAUGAGUACCUAAAGUUUUUUUUUAAAAAACUUCCACAAACCAAAAAUACUUUACAUUGCUGAUAAUGUUAACAUAAAUAUGCACGUUUCAUCAGUGUUACUGGUCAGAACCUUUAAGGGAAAGCAAAAUGAGAAUCGGAAUUGGUUUUAAACAGAAAACCAAGAAAAAUUCUGAGAGCACAUAUGAAAUAAGUUCAGGCAAAUUAUAUACGAGUACAUACUUGAGUAAUUGACAAGAGGUAGAUGCAAACCAGAUACAGAUAUAUCUAUAUACAAAGAGCACACACUUACAUGUGGGAUAUAUAUCUUUACAAGCAUAUAUGAGAGAGAACAUGUAUUUGGCGUUACAAGUUUAGGACUAUAUAUUGUGUAGGUGGAAACGUGGAGAGUUACAGUUUUCGAUAAGAAGUAACAAUUUUUUUUAAACAUUUUACACACAAAAAAAAUAACCAAAAUGAAACCGACCAGGAAUACACAAAACUAAAAGUAAUGAACCCAAUCUGUGUGCGUAGAGUUGGUUAGCGCUAGAAGCGAGAGAGUCAAAAUUCUUUGAGAAAGAAGCAAAAUAAUUAUAUUGGUGAUUUGGAACAAAAAAGGAUGAGCAAAACAGGAACUGGGAUUUAUCAAGCUUGAAGCUUACACACACAGACACACUCUACCAUACAUUGCAAAUGUACAUAAGACCAAAAGAAUGCAAAUAUUCACGCAGGACCUUCACUUGAUCGAUUAUGGAAUUAUAGUUAUAUCCGUUUGAUGAUGGUUGUUAAACGUUUCAAUUUUCGCUUAGUACGUGUGUGUUAAAAAUUCGUCAGCUCUUAAAACGCAGUCAGCUCUUGUUAGUUGUAAUAUCCGUAAAAUGCGAUCAUAUAUUCUAUAUGUAAAGCACUUGCCCAACAAAAUUAAAAUGCGGCAAACCAAGUCAGGCCCAACUAAGGUCCCAUUUUGUUCAGAACUGCAUUUAUUGUGUACCAACUGAGAGAUUCUUACUUCUUUAUCACCCUCGGAUUUGAACCGAUAGCUCAACCAAUAUGCAAUAUGGUUUGCCGACGUUGGCCCAAUUUUGCUUGGCAAGUGUGCGUUUUUCUUGGGUCUAGAUCUUAAGUCUAUAUAUGUAACGAAAUUUGCUAGCUUAUCUUAAUAUUUAAAAAGCCCAAACCAGUUUUAGGUUCGUUUUCAAUUUGUUUUUACUUCAAGAUUUGCUAAUUCUUUUAAUUUGGUUUCUUUUUUACCUUCGCUUUGCUGUUACAACCAAAAAUAACUGUACCGCUCGGCCAGUAUUGAGCAGUGCAUAGUGCGCGGCAGCAAGUGUUGGCUAGCGCUCUUGCCCUCAGGUUCCGACUUACCUUAAACUUAAGUUUUUUCUAUUGUUUUUCCCCUUUGUUGCUUUUAAGUUUCUCACGUAGUUUUGUGUGAAGACACUUAAUACUGAUUGGUAAUCAAUCGAAUAAACGACCGCGAACGAGA